AUGUCUGCACCCACCUUGGAAAAGCAUGAGGAUCAGCACAUCGACCGGAUAGAGGGCUUCAUUCACCCAGCAGAGUCUGAAACUCAAGACACCUUAGUGAGUGGAAGGAACUCGCCCAGUCGCAUGCGCAACGAAUUUGGCUCUCAGUCCACUGAUUCCUCCGUUCUCUUCUGACACGUGUUCAGAUCACUUGGAGGUCAUGGGCCUACGCCGCAAUCGGCUGCUUGUUCUACUUCAGUAUCUCGUGGCAUCUCGCCACGACGUCCAUCUUCCGCUCGUCGAUGGGUGCCGCGCUCGGUAACUCGGCGCAGUCAAUCUGGGUAAGACUCGCUCGCACCUAUCGACACCUACAUCACAGUCAGACUCAGUCUAACGCUUUUCAAUCCGUUCACAUAGCUCAUCAAUAUUGUCAGCACGUUCCAAGCAUGCGUGGGACCCCCGUUGAUGUACGCAAGUGAUCUGUUCGAUCGUCGAUGGAUCUUGGUUGUCGUCUCGUUCAUUGCUGUUGUGUAAGUCGCGCGCCACUCAUUCAAAGUCGACCUCAAUGCAUACCUACUCUGACACAAUCGAACUGGUCGGUAUAUCAGCGGCUCUGUCGUUGCUUCGCGUGCUACUUCCUUCGGUAUGGGACUUGUGGGUCAAGGCAUUGUUUCGAUCGGCAUGUCCGCCGUUGGGGCCGGAUAUGCCAUCCCCGCCGAAGUGUUCCCGCGCCAGCACCGAGGAAAGGUUCAAGGUGCCACCAACUUUGCUGCCUCUCUUGGAGGAGGACUGGGUGUCAUUACUUCUGCCCGACUGGUGGCCAAUAGCCCUCUGAACGGAUGGCGCACCUGCUUCGUAAGUCGCUUGCUGUGCACCCGUCCGGCCUGGAUAACCGCUGGCACGCAGGGCCCGUUGACACCGGUACUGACCUUCUCCCUCCCUCAAAUACAUGCAGUACAUUGCGAUUGGACUGUUUUCAAUGAUGUUCCUGUUGUUGUUGAUCGUUUACCGCCCUCCGCCGCGCCCGACAGAAGAGCGAAGCCUGCCGUUCGGGCAGAAGCUUGCCCGACUCGACUGGAUCGGCUACGUCCUCGUGAUCGCAUCUUUGUGCUUGUUCCUGGUCGGUUGCACCCAAGGCGGCACGGAUGGAUGGAAGGCUGGAAAAACACUCGGACCUCUCGUGUCUGGCAUCGCACUGAUGGUCGUCUUUGGCGUGUACGAGUGGAAGGGGACGGAGGUCGGGCUUUUCCACCAUGCCAUGUUCUGCCAUCGCAACUUUCCCUUGGCCCUUAUGGCAGCUUUCGUCGAAGGCACAAUCUUCUUCUCCAUCCUUGCGUUCCUUCCCGUCGCUGCUGCGGGGUUGUGGGCGCCUCAGGAUGCUUUUAAAGCAAACAUCUACCUAGCCCCUUUUUACCUGACCUCAGUUCCGCUCUUCUUCGUCAACGGAUGGUACGUCGACCGUUUCAAGGAAUUCCGCCUCCCUCUCGUUAUCGGCUACUUGCUCUACCUCGGAGCUUGCAUCGGUCUCGCGUUGAGUGAUCGCAACGAUAACGCAAUUGGAUGUAAGUCUUGUCGCUCUUUGAUACACCGGGCCGCCCGCCGCAGUUCGGAAAAUUCUGAUCCUGCUUUGCUUCGAUAUUACGUUGACAGGGGCGAUGAGCUCCCUCGCCGGUAUUGGCUUCGCGGCUCCUAUCGCACUUCUUUUCGCGGUGGCCCAACUCGCUGUUCCCGGCAAAUUCAUCGGAUCCGCUUCGGCUCUGAUGGUCGCGGCUCGUGCGGUUGGAGGUGCCGUCGGCGUGGCCGUCUACUCGGCCGUUUUGGGCGACAAACUUUCGGUGGCAAUUCCGGCACGCAUCACCGCGGGCGCCUUCAAGGGUGGGCUCUCGCCGGCGCAAGCGUCGACGGUGUUGCCCGAAUUGAUCCCUCUGAUCGCUUCGCAAAAUCCGGCCAUCAUCGCUAAGGCUUUCAUGAUCCCUGACAUUCAACCGGGCAUCGUUCUCGGCGCGAUCGAGGGCGUGCAGAGCGCGCUGGCGUACGGACUGUCCUUCGUUUGGUACAUCGCCGUCGCUUUCUCCGCGUUGGGCAUCAUUACGGUCUUGACGUUUGCAUCAAGCAAGGAUCAAAUGACUUCCAAGGUCGACGCGCCCGCCCAACGAGCGUCUGCGGCGGUAUACUCUGACAGCAAAUCUCAGCAAAGCUCUCAGGUGGUUUAG
This is a messenger RNA of Microbotryum saponariae, 2192 nucleotides long. Lineage: Eukaryota; Fungi; Basidiomycota; Microbotryomycetes; Microbotryales; Microbotryaceae. The record is from the annotation of a GenBank genome assembly.